Molecule: messenger RNA, 570 nt
Organism: Zasmidium cellare ATCC 36951
Lineage: Eukaryota; Fungi; Ascomycota; Dothideomycetes; Mycosphaerellales; Mycosphaerellaceae
Exons: 1
Coding region: 1-570 (189 amino acids)
Source: RefSeq, a predicted model, not a curated record
AUGAAGUUCGUCCUUGCAACUGCAGGCCUCAGUCUCAGCCUCACGAGCGCUUUCCACAUCCCUGAAGGCAUUCAAGAUGGUGUCUAUUCCGUUCAUGUCUACCCUAACGGCACCGAGGAGCAUAACCGCCUCCCCAACCCCUCACCGCUAGGCUCUGCGCUCCAGCUUCGCAAGCGCCAAGGAGAGUUCUAUGGAGGACCACAAUGCUAUGGUGGCGAUGAGGGCGGAGAACUGAACCAUGGCGACACCGACGCUGCGAACGCAGCCCUGCAGAAUCAGUGCGGCUAUGGGGCGAACAUCAACUACGGCGACGACUUCUACUCCAUCUACGGCUGCACUGUUGCAUACGCCUGCAAUUUUUACGACAACUCCAACGCGCCCGCAGGGGCUAACGACGAUUACACGACUUGCUUCGCUGACUGCAGUGUUCAUGCCAAUCAAAUUAUUACCAGUGGCUGUGGCGAGUAUCAGCCUGGCUCGAUCCAGGACAACCUGUACGAAGUUGCGUACGGCUACGAGAACUUCUGUUCUAGCAGAGGCUCCAACUUCUGCGGUCGUGGCACGGGUUAG